Messenger RNA from Colletotrichum higginsianum IMI 349063, 3705 nucleotides. Its product is annotated as RasGEF domain-containing protein. Gene Ontology annotation, molecular function: guanyl-nucleotide exchange factor activity; protein binding. Bases 1 to 3705 code for a protein of 1234 amino acids. Gene Ontology annotation, biological process: positive regulation of GTPase activity; Ras protein signal transduction. Gene Ontology annotation, cellular component: plasma membrane. Lineage: Eukaryota; Fungi; Ascomycota; Sordariomycetes; Glomerellales; Glomerellaceae. The record is from RefSeq and is a predicted model, not a curated record. The transcript has 4 exons.
AUGCUGAUGACACAGACCGCAGUGCCGGCACUAGUUCAGGGUCAGAAAAACAACUACAAUCCUCGCAACAAGCCUUCGCGCGAAAACCUCGGCCUCGAACACAGCAGCAAUUACUAUCAAGCCCAACCGACGUUGGAUCAGCCCAACGUCGGCCACGCCUACUCACCCUACUCCCAGGCCAUCACCUCCUCCUCCUCCGUAAUGAAUGGCAUUGCGGGGACCGCCCCGCCGGGCACAAUGUAUGUCCGAGCUCUGUACGACUACGAGGCCGACGACCGCACGAGUCUUAGUUUUCACGAAGGCGACGUCAUCCAAGUUAUCACACAACUCGAAUCCGGCUGGUGGGACGGCGUUAUCAACGGCGUUCGCGGCUGGUUUCCUAGCAACUACUGUCAGAUUGUUACGAGCACCGAUGAGAUCCCCGACCAUGAUCAAAACGGCGAACUCGAACACCUCGACGAUGAGGAGGACAAUCAGGAGGUUUACGAUGAGCAGCUGGAGGAGGAUGACGAGUCGGAACUGGACGACGCCAACGGCCUGCCGCUCGAGGGCGCUGAUCUGGGCGAUAAAUCGAGGGCUGAUUUUUGGAUCCCGCAAGCAACCCCCGAUGGUCGCCUCUUCUACUACAACAUGAUGACGGGCGACCGCAGCAUGGAGCUGCCCUUGGAAUCACCCAGCUCGGCCAACGAGACGGGCCCGCGUAACAGGAUGAACGUAAACAUUCCGGAGAAGACGCGGCCCCCUCCAGAGAUGAUGGCUAGAGGAUUGACUCAGGACGAGGACGAAGAUUCCGAAGCAAACUCGGCCUCCGAGCUGGAGGGCGAGUCGUUGAUGCUCGCUUCCCGCGGGUCUCUGCAGCCUCGUAAUCGUCGUUCUCGCAGCGAGAUGCUUUCGCCCUCUACUUCCAUGGACUCGAUGAACGGUGCAGCGCAGGUUUCCAGGGGGAAGAAUGAAGCGUACCUGAACCCGAACCUUGCGCCCAACGCGACGCCGAUGAUUGCGUCGGCCACGUCGUUCACCAGCACGUCGUACAACACGCCGCCAACCAGCACCGUGCCUCGCUCCUUUUUUGAUGACGGCUCGGCGCCGCCUUUGACAUGGACACGCCUUGUCUCCAACAUGCGCAGGGCCGUAGAUCGAUACCGCGAUGCCAUCACCAGCAACAAUCGCUCCGAAUAUGUUGCACGCGCCGAGGACAUCUCUGACCACCUCAGGUUACUCCUGGCCGCCGGGUCUGGCACUACUGACAACCAUUCUGGCCAACCCUCUAUUAUCUCGACGAACAAGGCUCUCUACCCUCACUUCAGGGACAUGAUGUCCAAGUUCUCCAAACUCGUGAUCUCAUCUCACAUAGCUGCCGCUGACUGGCCUAACGCUGAAUCGGUACAGAAAUGCCUUCAGGAGGCCGACGGUGUGUUGCUCGGGGUUUUCAGCUAUGUCGAAAUUGCUCGCCAGCAGCGAGGAGAAGAGAUCCCCCGGCUUUUCCCUGGGUUCGUCAUUGGCAGUUCCACCGGCGGUAGUUGGCAGAAUAACGGCCUCGGCUCUCGCGAUCCCAUCACUGCGAACUUCCUAGAAGAUGAAGAGGGUGUCGUGGAGCCCACGGCGAUGCUGGACGGUAAACUUCUCGAGAGGCUGGACGAGCUCAAGCGGAUGCUUGUAUUCAGUAUAAGAGAGCUGGACAAGCACUUGGUUGUGGCGGACAAGAUCAUGACAUCUUUCAAGCAUGAAAUCAUCGGCAACAAUGUCUGCUCGGCCGGAGGCAAAGUUCUCGAGAUGUUCAAACCAUGGUACGCGCUUAUCGAGUCCAUCGAUCUCUCGUCGCUCGGAAACAGCUUCCAAACGCCUCAGCUGGCGGAUUUCGCCGCCAACAAGCAGAGCCUGUACGAUAACAUCUCAGACCUCGUGGUGGGCUGCCAAGCCGUGGCCGGACCUUUGGCUGAUGAAUGGGCCGAGGUGCGCGGCGAAGCUCUGGAGAACCGUCUCGAGUACGUCCGCCAGUGUGCCAAGGCACUCGAGACGAAUUCGUCACACAUUGGAUUCUCCUUGCAACUAUUGUCGGAGCAAGUGCAGAUCAACAUGCAGCAGCAUGUCGAUUCCAGGCAAAGAGAAGAUGUCAUUCAGCGCGAACAGCUUCGCAGAGGGGACACUAUGCCGUACGACCGCCCCCAUCAACGUACGGAGUCGCGGACGACGCCAAUAGCGGUGCGGCCUCCCAUGAUCACCUCGCAAUCAUUCACCGAAGGUGACACUACUGGAAAUUUCCGAGGAGGCGAUUACUCAAAGGUUAAGAAAAUUUUGGGCGAUGAUCCGAACCCUCAGAGCAAUGUCCCCCCGGUUGAUGAAACGCCGGAGUUCCUCAAGUUGGAUCACGAGCCGGAUCUGGCAUGGGAUAACAAGCUUGCGCCACCUAUCGUCAAGGGCGGUACGUUGGAGGCCCUCGUUGAGCAGCUGACGCGCCACGACAAGCUAGACUCCAACUUCAACAACACGUUUCUUCUUACCUACAGGUCUUUCACGACAGCGCAGGACCUGUUUAAGCUUCUCGUCAACCGCUUCGGUAUUCAGCCACCCGAAGGUCUGUCUCAACAGGAUUUCGAAGCCUGGCGGGAUCGGAAACAAAAGCUCAUCCGCUUCCGGGUGGUCAACAUCUUGAAGAGUUGGUUCGACAACUUCUGGAUGGAGGAGCACAACGAGGAAUCGAAACAGCUUAUCCGGGAUGUUUACACUUUUGCGCGGGACACGGUUAAGUCAACGGAGACACCCGGCUCUGCGCCGCUCAUGUCGGUCUUGGAUCAAAGGCUCAGCGGCCAGCAAGCCGGAGCCCGCCGCAUGGUCCAGACGCUCAAUCAAAACACGCCGUCGCCAAUCAUGCCCAAGAACAUGAAGAAGCUCAAAUUUCUGGACAUUGAUGUCACGGAAUUCGCCCGUCAGCUCACAAUCAUCGAGUCUAGGUUGUACGGCAAGAUCAAGCCCACAGAAUGCCUCAACAAGACGUGGCAGAAGAAGGUCGCCGACGGAGAGCCUGAACCAGCACCGAACGUUAAGGCACUCAUCUUGCACUCGAACCAGAUGACAAACUGGGUGGCAGAGAUGAUUCUGGCUCAGAUGGACGUGAAGAAGCGGGUCAUCGUGAUCAAGCACUUUGUCGCUGUUGCGGACAAAUGCCGGAGUCUCAACAACUUCUCUACGCUCACCUCGAUCAUUUCGGCACUAGGCACUGCGCCCAUCGCUCGCCUUAAGAGAACGUGGGACCAGGUACCGCAACGGACGCAAGGUGUUUUGGAAACCAUGCGAAAGCUCAUGGCCAGUACAAAGAACUUUGGAGAAUACAGAGAGGCUCUACACGUGGCGAAUCCGCCUUGCAUUCCUUUCUUCGGUGUUUACCUGACCGAUUUGACCUUCAUUGAAGACGGAAUCCCGUCCAUUAUCAAGAAGACCAACCUCAUCAACUUUGCCAAGCGGGCGAAGACGGCCGAGGUAAUCCGUGACAUUCAGCAGUACCAGGCCGUCGGGUACUCAUUGCAGCCUGUCCCGGAGCUACAGGACUACAUAAUAAGCAAUAUGCAGGCCGCAGGAGAUGUGCAUGAGAUGUACGACAAGAGCCUGCAAGUGGAGCCGCGCGAGCGAGAAGACGAAAAGAUCGUGAGGUACGUAGCAUUGCGAGAUCAACCCGGAGUGUUUGGGGCGGUUUCGUUUUGGGGUUAG